Messenger RNA from Dracunculus medinensis (Guinea worm), 336 nucleotides. The record is from the annotation of a GenBank genome assembly. Lineage: Eukaryota; Metazoa; Nematoda; Chromadorea; Rhabditida; Dracunculidae.
AUGGAUUUUGGAAGAAUUUGGCUGUUGGAUUCCUAUUCCAUUCUUACAGUCGGUGUUUUGAAGUCAGAUCGAGAAAAUGGUGAAGAAAUAAACGAUGGUUUUCCUUCUUUUCCAGUUCUCAAAGUAUUAUAUAAGCUCUUCGAUGAAGAAAAUGCAUUAACCGAUCCACGUGCGAAUGGUGAAGAUUCAAGUGUAGGUAUCGUUGAAAUUCCUCUUGGAUGCUGUUUGAAAUUGAUUGAAAUUCUUUUGGUUUCAUCCCAUGCAAUUCCACCUGCUUGCCGCACCGUUGGACAAUUUUAUGUAAGUUGGUGUGCUCAAAUUCAAGAAAUCUUUUGA